AUGCUUCGCCUCUCCGACUUAGGUUCCAUGAAGCCUGGCAUCUUACCCCAGGACCAAAACGACGACCGCGACGAGGACCUCCGCGACGUCGACGACGUCUUCAACAACGACUACGACUUACAAAGCAACACCAACCUCAUCUUCCCAGACAAGCAAAACAGAGACAAAACCACCCACACCAACCAACCCCCCUCCCCUCUCCUCCUCCUCCCCGCCGAACUCCGCAACAAGAUCUACAAAUUCGUCUUCUUAAACACCACCAUCAAUGUCAACAAGCUCCUCAUCAAAAAAGACGUGCUCGGCCGCUACCCCAGCGUCCGCGCCAUCCUCUACACCUGCCGCCAGGUCUACAUCGAAGCCAGCGCCUUAUCCUUCACGCUCUGCACAUUUGUACCUAGCUACUUUGCGCUAAGAUUCUUUGCGUUGUCUAAUCUGCCUGCGGCAGGAUUUGGGAGGGUUGAGCGUCUGUGGCUGACGCGGGGGAAUGGGCUGGCUGUUGUUGAGGGGAAAGAGGAGUUCAAGGGUGCGGGGUUGAAGGAGUAA
Messenger RNA from Alternaria arbusti, 543 nucleotides. RefSeq lists its product as uncharacterized. The record is from RefSeq and is a predicted model, not a curated record. The transcript has 2 exons. Lineage: Eukaryota; Fungi; Ascomycota; Dothideomycetes; Pleosporales; Pleosporaceae. The coding region runs from base 1 to 543 and encodes 180 amino acids.